Molecule: messenger RNA, 1331 nt
Organism: Durotheca rogersii
Lineage: Eukaryota; Fungi; Ascomycota; Sordariomycetes; Xylariales; Xylariaceae
Product: formyl transferase
Exons: 3
Coding region: 271-951 (226 amino acids)
Biological process (GO): 'de novo' IMP biosynthetic process
Cellular component (GO): cytoplasm
Molecular function (GO): phosphoribosylglycinamide formyltransferase activity
Source: RefSeq, a predicted model, not a curated record
GUUAAAUAAUGUUUUAAUAUAAAGUCUUUUACUUAAAUAUACUUUCAUACUAUAGUGAGAAAUACGUCUGAGAGUAUAGUUUCAUGCUCUUUAUAAGUAUAAAAUAAAGAUAAAGCUCGGUAUGAAGCAGGUUUCCGCCUAAUCUAGUUAGAGCUGGUCUGCGAUCUUAGUAUGAAUAGAACCUGAACCUGAACCUGAACCACCUGAAGCAGUAACUCAUGCAUACCUACUGUCCGAUUUCUAUUCCAUUCCAUCACCACAUUCUCCAGAAUGACCGGGCCGGACGAGUCGCCAUGUCGGAUCCUGGUUAUGGCCUCUGGCUUUGGCUCGAACUUCCAGGCUCUCAUAGAUGCUAUAUCUACGGGUCAGCUUCGGAAUAGCCGCAUCAUCUCCCUCAUCACGAACCGGAGAAAUGCACACGCAAUUGUUCGAGCGGAUGAAGCAGGCAUCCCUUGGGAUUACUUCAAUCUAAUCAGCAACGGGUUCUUGCGGAAGGGAGAAAUAGACGAACAGAAAAUAUCUGAAGGCCGUCAAAGAUAUGAUGCUGCAUUGGCCGCGAGGGUUCUAUCAACAGAUAAGGAAAGGCCUGAGUUGAUUAUUCUCGCUGGUUGGAUGCAUGUCUUCUCGGGUGCUUUCCUAGAACCUGUCGAGAGGGCAGGGGUGCGGAUAAUCAACAUCCAUCCGGCACUACCCGGGGAGUUCGAUGGAGCUAUGGCGAUUGAGCGAGCUUUCGAAGAAUUUAAGGCUGGGCGACUAACACGCACGGGUAUUAUGGCCCACUACGUAAUUGAUGAGGUGGACAGGGGUACUCCUAUCGUGGUUAAACAGGUUGAGUGGAAGGGAGAGGAGCUAGAAAAGUUCAAAGAGAGGAUGCAUUUCCACGAGCACGAGCUGAUCGUGAAGGCAACGGCGAAGGUGGUGCAGGAGAUAGUGGAGGGCAGGGGAACGUAAGUCCCGAGACGUCCCAAUAUCCUUGAGCUGUAGGUAUACGCCACUGCAACAACCUUCGUUAUGAAAUCAACAUGCCUCUUAUAGGAGGGCAUGGCCUGAGAUGUUGUCUGUGAGGUGGUGGUUGUGGAUGUGUAGGUACUACUGGUUUCUCGUCGUUGGGGCCCUUAUCCUUGGGCAGCACCAGAGCGGCCAAAGUGUUAUAUGUCUAACUGAGGUGUACGCAAGCUAUAAGUCCUCCCCAACGCCGUUCGACAGAUCCGUCGGCUAGGUGAUCAUUGCGUCACAAACAUUGUUGCGUGAUCACAUCGUCUGGAUCGCAGGGUGGGAAGGACCCUUUAUGAGUAGAAUCUGUCCUGGCCUUGACGAUAGCACUGAUAAGC